Messenger RNA from Pleurotus ostreatus (oyster mushroom), 798 nucleotides. RefSeq lists its product as uncharacterized. The transcript is spliced from 3 exons. Lineage: Eukaryota; Fungi; Basidiomycota; Agaricomycetes; Agaricales; Pleurotaceae. The record is from RefSeq and is a predicted model, not a curated record. Bases 1 to 798 code for a protein of 265 amino acids.
AUGUCAGAAGUGUCUCCAAACUGGCAAGCAGAGUCCCAUAUUCUGGCUGCACUGCUGGCUCAUAGCGCGUUGACAUCCAUAGGACAUUUCAUCUACCAAUGCAAGUCCACUAGGCCGUAUGUUUCUCGUCCGUCACGCACCAAGUUACUGGAGAAACCUGCUUUGCUCGCAAAACUCAAUGCAUCUGCGAAGACAGUAGCAGAAGUCCCAGAAGAGUUCAAGACGAAGAGUGGGACUGCAAACAAGAUCCUGGAGGCAAAGGAGAAGGAGAGAGAGAAAGAAGCUGGGCCUUCGAAAAAGAAAGCGAGACGAGUCAUCUCAGCGCCAGACUCGUUCGAAGCAGCUUCCUUGGAGCUAGUCGCCCACAUCGUCGCGUCUCUCGACGAUUGCAAGGACGACAAACGGGAAUACCGGCGAUCGAUCUUGCCUGCCUUGAAGGCACGUUCCCUUGUAUGCUGGGCGUCGAACGAUAUCUCUCGGCCUCGCAUCUUCCACACCUUUAGUAUAGAGCUGCGCAUGGCACGCGAUGAAACUGAGAUUCUCCCAGGGCUUUCUUUCCUACAUUUUACCGCCCCGCACCUCUUCAAAUAUAUAAUCGAUCUCGCUAUCAACUGGGCCAACGAUACUCCGGAUACACCAACAUGGAUUCCGGAUAAUCUCCAUCGAUUCGUGAACCCGCGUUCACUGUCCCUUACAAAUCUGUUGGUAGUAGGCCCAACGCUCCCAGUAUCGUUCGCAUCGGGGAUCAUGGGUUCAAUAGCCGAAGCUCCCCUUCAGAAAUUUGGUCUAGCAUGCUGA